Messenger RNA from Geodia barretti, 756 nucleotides. The record is from the annotation of a GenBank genome assembly. Lineage: Eukaryota; Metazoa; Porifera; Demospongiae; Tetractinellida; Geodiidae.
AUGGGGACGCCGCACGUUGUGUACAAAACGGUGGCAGUGGACGAUUUUGUCCUGACCUUGCAGCCGUCUUGCCGGUCAAAGCGAACGGGUAAACCGAUACCGGGUAUCAAGAACGGUUACACCCAAGGCGAGCCGAGCCCGUUGCGCUUACUGAUAAACCCUACCGAUUUAGAAGUGGAACCGGUCAAGGCAGAACAAGGCAUAGCAGCGUUGAAGGUGUGCAUUCCAGAAACUGCCACGUUGACCGAAAUUAAGCGGAUUCUGCAUACACGGACGCAGGGUAAGGAAUGGGUUGUCCGUACCGCAGAUUUUGCCGGUUGGGAUUUACGGGUGAAACACCGGCGUCUUGUGUAUCAGCGCGCAAAGUGUGACCAUUGCCACGGCUAUUACGUUCACGGAUACAAAGGAUAUUGUCUAUUUUGCGACGUGAGAGACAAUUGGCACCCGUGCGAAUAUUGCGACACCAUGAUUGAAGGUGAAUACCGCUUUUGUUAUUCCCACAGCAAGGAGGCGUACAGCGAAGGACUUCCCACCAAGCAUUCAGGCAGGUACAACACGGUAGGCACACGGCGUGUGUGGCACUACACAGUCGUCUCCCCAGAGAUUCAACAGUGGUUUGAAUGGCGUCGCAUGUUAAGGGAAGGCGGUAACACUGCCUCAGUCGAGAAUCCGAAGUUACCGCGGAAAACAGAGGGGGCGAACACGGCUGAGGUGGAUGCACUGAUAGCCGAAAUGGAAAAAAUAUUGAAGGAAUAG